UCCAGUUUGAUCAUGGCGUUGGGUCAUCUGAGUCAGUACGCGGCACCUGUGGGAUAACGCAGAGUUACUCCGUCGAGCAUCCGCGCUUCAUCUGCCCGCAGUAGUGCGCUCAUGGUGAGGAACUAACUUGUGACAUCGUUUGAAAUGUCACCGGACAGCUAAGAACUUAUUAUAGUGACGGGAUUUAACCAAGAGGAAAAACUUCGGUUGCCAUGUCUCUCCUCUGCGUGAGAGUUAAGAAAGCCAAACUCCAAGGACCUCCAGAUAAAUUCAACGCCUAUGUGACACUGAAAGUGCAAAAUGUGAAGAGUACCACCAUCACUGUGAGGGGAGACCAGCCAUGCUGGGAGCAGGACUUCAUGUUUGAGAUCAGCCGGCUGGACCUGGGCCUCAUUGUAGAGGUGUGGAACAAAGGUCUCAUCUGGGACACCAUGUUAGGAACAGCCUGGAUCCCACUCAAAAGCAUCUGCCAUUCAGAGGAGGAGGGCUCUGGCGAGUGGAUAUUUCUGGACUCUGAAGUUCUGAUGAAGGCAGAUGAAAUAUAUGGGACUAAAAAUCCAACGCCACAUCGGGUCCUGCUGGACACUCGCUUUGAACUGCCCUUCGAAAUCCCAGAGGAUGAGGCUCGAUACUGGACCGGCAAACUGGAACGCAUCAAUGCUAUGGGCAUUCAUGAUGAGUUUCCCUUACAGGAUGAAGUAGCGGGACGCCCCCUGCCCUGUGCUGCCUCUCAAUGUUCUUUGGAUGACCUGGACAGUGCGGUGGAUGAUAGAGACAGUGACUACAGGAGUGAGACGAGCAGUAGUUUACCUCCACGCUACCAUACUACAUCCCAGCCCAACUCUUCACUUCACCAGUAUCCCAUGGGGCCGCGCUUUCAGCAGCACAUGGAUUCCUGUGCUGACUCUUUGCACAGUUUUGAAUUUGACUAUAGGGAUCACCGUGCAAGCAGCCCUGUGGACUCCAGUCGUUUUGGAUCUUCAGGAAACCUCAGCCAAGCUAGUUCUCAGCUCAGUGAGACUGGUCAAGAGAGUGCUGCCUGUUCAGAGUUAGAGGAGUCCUACCAUUCCUACCACAGUACUGGCUAUCGACCAUCCAGAAAUGGGCAUCACCCUACCAAUGGACAUACAUCCUGGGGGGAAGAUGAGGGAUUGAAAUCCUCUCAAGAAAACGGAAAGGGUAUAAGCAGCACCAUAAAAAAGGAAGUGGUUUCUCAAGUGGACAAAAUGCCUGAUAAAACUCUCAAAGGCUUCAGGGACGAUGGAACGCCUUUGCCAUUCUCUAAAUCCAGAUUGCGCUGGCUUAAGGCAAUCAACAAAGUGAGAGUUCAACUUAAGGAGGGCAAAGAAAAUGGAGAGAAUUCAAGACAUGCUUGGAUCAAAGCUGGAAAUGGGAGUGGAAUAUUUGGAAUUGACAGUAUGCCAGAUCUUCGCAAGAAAAAAGCUAUUCCUCUGGUUAGCGAUGUGUCUCUGGUCCAAGCCAGGAAGGCUGGCAUUGCAUCUGCGAUGGCCUCGCGCUCCUCCAUAAAAGAUGAGGAACUGAAGAACCAUGUGUAUAAGAAAACACUGCAAGCUUUAAUCUACCCCAUUUCUUGUACAACACCUCACAACUUUGAGGUAUGGACGGCCACAACGCCCACCUACUGUUACGAGUGUGAGGGGCUUCUCUGGGGCAUCGCGCGUCAGGGCAUGCGUUGCACGGAGUGUGGGGUCAAAUGUCACGAGAAGUGUCAGGAGCUGCUGAAUGCAGACUGCCUGCAGCGCGCAGCUGAAAAGAGCUCCAAACAUGGUGCCGAGGACCGCACUCAGAACAUCAUUAUGGCCAUGAAGGAUCGCAUGAAGAUCCGUGAGAGGAACAAGCCUGAGAUCUUUGAGGUCAUCCGAGAUGUGUUUGUGGUCAGCAAGGCUAUCCAUGCUCAGCAGAUGAAGACUAUCAAGCAGAGUGUCCUGGAUGGAACGUCCAAGUGGUCAGCCAAGAUCACCAUCACAGUUGUCUGUGCUCAAGGACUGCAGGCUAAAGAUAAGACCGGCUCCAGUGACCCCUACGUGACCGUCCAGGUGGGUAAAACCAAAAAGAGGACCAAGACGAUCUAUGGCAACCUCAAUCCUGUCUGGGAGGAAAAGUUUCAUUUUGAAUGCCACAACUCCUCUGAUCGCAUCAAAGUUCGUGUUUGGGAUGAAGAUGACGACAUAAAGUCGCGAGUUAAGCAGCGUUUGAAGAGAGAAUCUGAUGACUUCCUGGGCCAAAGCAUCAUUGAGGUUCGCACACUGAGUGGAGAAAUGGACGUCUGGUACAACCUCGAGAAAAGAACGGACAAGUCUGCUGUUUCUGGUGCCAUCCGUCUUCAGAUCAGUGUGGAAAUUAAGGGUGAAGAGAAAGUGGCCCCCUACCACGUCCAGUACACCUGUCUACAUGAGAACCUCUUUCAUCACAUCACAGAUGUUCUUGGUCAGGGUGUGGUGAAAAUCCCAGACGCACGUGGCGAUGAUGCCUGGAAGGUGUACUUUGACGAUGUGCCACAAGAGAUAGUGGAUGAAUUUGCAAUGCGCUAUGGGAUUGAAUCCAUCUACCAGGCCAUGACGCACUUUGCAUGUCUCUCGUCUAAGUAUAUGUGUCCCGGGGUUCCUGCUGUGAUGAGCACCCUGCUGGCCAACAUCAACGCCUACUACGCCCACACCACUGCAUCCACCAAUGUCUCCGCUAGCGACAGAUUUGCUGCAUCCAACUUUGGGAAAGAAAGGUUUGUCAAGCUGUUGGAUCAGCUGCACAAUUCCCUGCGCAUUGACCUCUCAAUGUAUCGAAACAACUUCCCUGCGAGCAGUAAGGACCGUUUGCAGGACCUCAAAUCUACAGUGGACCUUCUGACCAGCAUAACCUUCUUCAGAAUGAAGGUCCAGGAACUGCAGAGUCCCCCGAGAGCCAGUCAGGUUGUGCGAGACUGUGUCAAAGCCUGCCUCAACUCCACGUAUGACUACAUCUUCAACAACUGUCAAGAGCUGUACAGUCGCCAAUAUCCUCAGAUCGGAGACACGCAUAAGGAGGAGUGCACCCUAGAAGAUCAGGGCCCAAGCAUCAAGAACUUAGACUUCUGGCCCAAACUCAUUACGCUGAUAGUGUCCAUCACUGAGGAGGAUCGUAACUCCUAUACACCAGUUCUAAACCAGUUUCCUCAGGAGCUGAAUGUGGGAAAGUUGAGUGCGGAGGUCAUGUGGAAUCAGUUCUCUCAGGAUAUGAAGUACGCCAUGGAAGAACAUGAAAAACACCGGCUGUGUAAGAGCGCAGACUACAUGAACCUGCACUUCAAGGUCAAAUGGCUGUAUAAUGAAUAUGUGAAGGAUCUGCCAGCUUUCAAGGGAGUUGUGCCCGAAUACCCCACGUGGUUCCAGCAGUUUGUGCUGCAGUGGCUGGAUGAGAACGAGGAUGUGUCCAUGGAGUUCAUGCAUGGAGCCCUGGAGAGAGAUAAAAAAGAUGGAUUCCAGCAGACGUCAGAGCACGCUCUCUUCUCCUGUUCGGUGGUGGACGUCUUCACCCAGCUCAACCAGAGCUUUGAGAUCAUCAAGAAACUGGAGUGUCCCGACCCCAAAGUCAUGGCCCUCUACAGCCGACGGUUCGCCAAGACCAUUGACAAAGUUUUGCUACAGUACAGUGCCAUUUUGAAGAAGAGCUUCCCGUCCUAUUGUGAUAAGGAGAAGAUUCCAUGCGUCUUGAUGAAUAAUGUUCAGCAGUUGCGUGUCCAGCUUGAGAAGAUGUUUGAAUCUAUGGGUGCCAAACAGGUGGCGGUCAGCAGUAAACAGUUGGACACAGAGGCCAGUGACAUCCUGAACGAUCUCCAGGUCAAGCUGAACAACGUCUUGGACGAGCUGAGCAGCACCUUUGGAAACACUUUCCAGAGCCGCAUUGAUGACUGCAUGCGUCAGAUGGCCAGUCUGCUGUACCAGAUCAAGGGUCCCGUAAACACCAACACCCGUAACCAGGUGGAGGCCGACUCUGAUAACAUGCUGCGGCCACUGAUGGACUUCCUGGAUGCAAAUCUGAUGCUGUUUGCCUCAGUGUGUGAGAAAACCGUGCUGAAGCGAGUGCUGAAGGAGCUGUGGAGAAUUGUGAUGAACAGUCUUGAGAAGACCAUCAUCCUUCCUCAGGGCAAUGACACCUUUGGAAUGAUCUUUUCAGCAGCUAAAGAAUUGGGUCAGCUCUCCAAACUCAAGGAUCACAUGUCUGGUGAAGCUAAAAGCUUGACGCCCAAGCAGUGUGCGGUCAUGGAUGUGGCCCUCGAUACCAUAAAGCAAUACUUCCACGCUGGAGGAAACGGUCUGAAGAAGGCCUUCCUGGAGAAGAGUCCUGAACUGUCCUCGCUGAGACAUGCACUGUCCCUCUAUACCCAGACCACCGACACGCUGAUCAAGACGUUCGUCACUACUCAGCAUGCUCAAGGCUCAGGAGUUGAUAAACCAGUAGGGGAAGUAUCCAUACAGAUCGACCUCUUCACUCACCCGGGCACAGGAGAGCAUAAAGUUACAGUUAAAGUUGUGGCUGCUAAUGAUCUGAAGUGGCAGACGUCUGGGAUGUUCCGGCCGUUUGUGGAGGUCACCAUGAUCGGCCCUCAUCUCAGCGACAAGAAGCGCAAGUUCACCACCAAAUCGAAGAACAACAGCUGGGCGCCCAAAUUCAACGAGACCUUCCAUUUUAUUCUUGGGAACGAGGAUGGGCCGGAGUGUUAUGAGCUGCAGGUGUGUGUGAAGGACUACUGCUUCGGCCGUGCAGACCGUGUGGUCGGUAUCGCCGUCAUACAGUUGCGUGAUGUCGCGCCGAGGGCCAGCUGCGCCUGCUGGUGUCCACUGGGCCCACGGAUACACAUCGACGACACGGGCCUCACCGUCAUGCGCAUCCUCUCCCAGCGCUCGGGUGACGAGGUGGCCAAAGAGUUCGUCAAACUCAAGUCUGAGACGCGCUCGGCCGAGGAGGGGAGGUGAGGACAUUCCUACAGCAGAAGACAACCUCAGACUCUUAAGUGUUGGACGGACAUCAACACUGUCACCUUUUUGUGUCCACACCAAUGUUUAUGCUGCCCACUGACACCCACAGAGAAGGGCUUUCAGCGGCACGAGAGAGGCCAUGUGACAUAAAGAGCACUGUUAGUGUAGCAGUGGAUGAAGGGGAGUCAUCCAGAAGAAGACUGAACACAAUAUUUUUUCCAUAUAUUGAUAUAAAAAAACACACUCACACAUCCAGCCACUAACAAACUAGCAAAGGACUAGUUAGGGUAGAUACCAGAUACCAGUAGUGAGGGAUAGACAUACAGUACUGGGUUGUAUUGUGCCAAAAUUUAGUCUAAUUUAGGUUUUUUUUUUGUCCAUUGGAUAUUUUUUAGAUAAUGAUGUAUAUGGAUGAAUCUCAUAAAAACAUAUAGCUCAAAAAUUUAAUUUACAAUUAAAUAUACAAUAUAAUUUUUUUACAUUAAAUAUAAUUAAAAGAAAAAAUAUUACAUUAAAUUAAUAAAAUAAGAAAUAUAUUACAUAAUGAUUUUUUUUUUAAUUGUACAUUUGGAAUGAUUUUCUUGACUAAGUUAAUUUCCUUCUGAAAAUCUCAUAUUUAUUUAUUAGUAGUUUUACUAAUUGCAAUGGUGAUUUCUGUGUUUUUUUUUUUUUUAAACAAGUAAAUGUACUAUGAUUUUAUAUGAAUAUGACACUUUAUGAUAUAUUAAAAAUUGAAUUAAAUAAUAUCAUAAAAAUUAUUAAUGUAAAACAAAUAAAUGUAUUUCACAAUGGAAAUAAUCUUAAGUUAUUAAAAAUUUACUAAAUAGACUUUUUAAAUUUUAUUUUGGAGUUGAACUUUGACCCAGACAUUUUUAAUGAAAUGCAUCCAUUUUCAAUGUUUUGAUAAAUGUAAUAAUCAUUGCAAAAAGUAAAACAGACAUGUCUAUCCCUCGCAAAUAUGUUUGCAAGAAAAAAAUGGUGUCUAUCCCUGACUUGAGGUCCUUUGACAUCCAACCAGUAGAUGGCGCUGUGAGUGUGCUGGGUCAUUAUUUUGGUAGUGUCUGUUGUAGAAUAGAGAUUCCACAUACAUUCGUGCACUUUUUCUCUGUAAACACCCCUUUUGCCAUGUGUUUAUUGCCUUAUUUUUUUGAUGCUGUGAAUGUGUCAAGUUGAAAUGUAAUGAUUAUGAUUGUUAUGAACGUUGUGGCUCCAGAGACGGUGUUUGUGUCCUAGGGGCCAGAUCUCAUUCACUUAGUGUUGUGGAGUGAUUCGUUGCAUGAAUGAACCAGAAUAACUAAUCCGAACGGACAACUUGGGGUGGGGGGGGGAGUUUGUAGAGAGAUAUCAAAUAUAUUUCACUCCAUUUCCGAGUUAGCUCACAACGUGACGCAUCCGUCAGCCGAAAGUGUGCCUUUCUUACAGGCUUUGUGACCGCUCAGAUGAUGGAUGACCUGUUUGCACCUCAGCCCACUGAUCUUCUGCCUCUUAUGGUCACCAUUCAUUUCAAAAGCGAGCGGUACUUCAGCCAUCCUCUAUGACCAGUAGGUGGCAGCAAUAAUCUCGAGUUCACAUUUACACCUGCUUCAUCACCCACAACAAAAGACAAUGCAGCAUCAUCGGACAGUAUUGAAGCUAAAAAUGUGUGAAUGCUUUUAAUGGUGUGUCGUGUAAUAUUUUUCAAUACUUUAUGUAGUUGAAAGAAAGCGCUGAAAAAUCAGCAUCAGCUGGGGAGAGAAAAUACAAACGUUAACAAAUAUCAGAUCAAGCUCAAAUGUGAUUACUGAUCAAUUAAAGAUGAGUAGAUGUUUUUUUUUUUUUUCAUAGCGGCCUUAUUUGUUCUGAUAUUUUCUAUUUAAAUUAUUUUAACUUUUUUUUUUCUUAAGUAAAAACAAGUCCUUUUUUUCUGUGAAGUCUUGUUGUUACUCCAUUUCUUCAUUUUGAAUGACUGAUUUAUUUUCUUUAGUUGUUAAUUUUGAGGAAUUUUAUACUGUUGUGCUUUGUUUUUCCAGAAACGACUGCAAAAACAAAGAGGAAAAAGACAGUAACACUAGAUUUGUCCCCUCAUAUGUUGCCUGUGCAAAAAGUCUCACCUUGUUAAUCCAAAUUUCAAUGUAUAAAUAUUGUAUUUUUCACGAAACACUGCCAAUAUGUAAAUGUAUGUUGAUAUUGCCAAUCAUUAUUGUGACGGUUGAACCUGUUAUUUAUUUCUGUAUAUUUCUCACUUCUAACUCUGUGUCACUUUAUAUACUGUUACCGUUGUUUAGGCCAGCAGUGUUUGGACUGUAUUUUAGGAGGGAACUGUCACUCUUUGUAAUAUACACAUUCCUUGUGCCAACUUGUGGAAGUUCUCACUUUAUUUUUAAACUCUUGAAACAAUACUGACAAUUAAUACUGGCAUGUAUGGGACUUUACUCAGUUUUACUGAGUUUACUCACAUUUUUUAAGUUAUAUUGGUAUUGUACACAGUCACUGACAAGGAAAAAUGUGUUAUUAAAAUGUAUGUGUGCACACUCCAACAAAUGAAUUUAUACAUAAAGUCUCUUAAACUAAUGCUUUAAGCUGGUUCGAUUUUUAUUUUGUAAAGAAAAAAACAAUUUGUAUGUGGAGUAUUUCACUGAAAAACAUGUCAAACUUUCACUCUCAAAUUUGAUUUCAGUAUGUGGAAGCACAAUUAGAACUACAGCAAAAUUAACGACACACAGACCUACUGCAUGACUUGAGAAGACUUAACAUAUAGCGCACAACCAAUAUGAACUACUUUUAUGAGCUUUUAUAGUGCUUUUUGUCCUUAUUUUAGCAUCUGUCCCCAGUUACCUGCAUUAUAUGGAAAAGAGCAGCAUGAACAUUCUGCUUAACUAUCUUCUUUUGUCAUUCACAGACCAUAAAGGUUAAAAACGUCAAAUGACAUUUUUAUUUCUGUCACACUACACAGGUUAACGUUGUGGUUUGCGCAGUUUCGACACACCGAGCUAUGGUUCUCAUGUGGGAAAUUUGAGUUUUAAUCUGGCAUGCAACAUUUCCCUAUUCUCUACCCUCUGUUUGUUGUCUGUAUCAAUAAAAGAGAUCAUAAAACAGCCCUUUCCUGCAGCUGACGUGUGACAUAGUACGCCGUAAACGCAAGUGUGACCUGUUUUUGUAGUGUUUUGUAAGAGAUCUCUGCAAUAUCUCAGUUGUUUAUCCUACAUAGCAAUUAAGAGUGCAUAGAAGAGCGGUCUACUCUGCUAUGAAUGAGCAAACUCUUGAGCAAUAAAACUCUUCAUAUCUGUCCAAAUUUGACCUACCCUCUUAA
This is a messenger RNA of Onychostoma macrolepis, 8262 nucleotides long. It is a transcript of the gene unc13bb, whose product is annotated as unc-13 homolog Bb (C. elegans). The record is from RefSeq and is a predicted model, not a curated record. Gene Ontology annotation, cellular component: presynaptic membrane; plasma membrane; neuromuscular junction. The transcript has 40 exons. Gene Ontology annotation, molecular function: syntaxin-1 binding; calmodulin binding; calcium ion binding. Gene Ontology annotation, biological process: synaptic vesicle maturation; dense core granule priming; synaptic transmission, glutamatergic. The coding region runs from base 213 to 4970 and encodes 1585 amino acids. NCBI's taxonomy places the organism in Eukaryota, Metazoa, Chordata, Actinopteri, Cypriniformes, Cyprinidae.